Molecule: messenger RNA, 384 nt
Organism: Peronospora matthiolae
Lineage: Eukaryota; Oomycota; Peronosporomycetes; Peronosporales; Peronosporaceae
Source: the annotation of a GenBank genome assembly
AUGGACACUUCCUCGCGUCCAAGGAAAAGGCUCACAAGCGCGUUGCACCAACGCGCUGCAGCGUCUGAGCCAUCCCGGACAAGUGCCUUCGUCCACGGGUUUGCAACAGCUCCUAGUGCGAUGGACAUCCGCGCUUUUGGCCUUGAAGACCGGGCAGAGGCUGUAAUUGCCAGAGACAGGGACACCUGGACGCUCGCGAACCUGUCCAAAUGGCGUCACGGCACUCUCGAUCAGACUGACAACAAUACGUGGCACACUCAAUGGAAGGCCCAAACCGAUACGAAUCUCAGCACUAAGGCGUACGUGCGGCAACGACAACGAGCGUACCGUCACCAGUGUCUCUUGUCCAGCAAGAUCAAGCCCACAGAAGCACAACCAACGUGA